AUGGUGAGGGCCUUGGCCGAACUGCUUCAGAGGGCCAAGGGGCCUCCGGCCCAGUUGGGCAGGCCGCCGGGCUCAGGCCUCAAAAUAGGCAAGAUGCUUCCCGAGCAGACUAAACUCAGCCCAGAGGCGGGCGAUCCCCUCAAAGCCACCCUCUCGCCUGCCCUCCCUCUGCAGACCGGGAGGAACCUCAACUCCGUGGCAUCCUCCAGGCCACGCGGACGGCCACGGGGGUCCUUCACUAAGAGACGCAGGGCCACUCCGGGGCCUCCUUGCCAAAGUGUCGAAGCUCCGGAUCCCCUCCCCGAACCUGAGCACAACAGGCCUCCACCCUCGCCACGCCCAACCGUCAGCCCGUCUCCACCAUCUCCAGAACCUUCUAAGAAACCCCCGCUCAUCCUGAAAUUCUUUUCCAAGUCCAGGCGGCACAAGUCCGGCAAGUUGGUGGUGACCCACGUCCGGCUAAAAGGCCACCAAAAGGGUCGCAAGAGGAAAUGGAGUGUCGUGCAGAAGAGGAGGAGCUCUCCCCUUCCUUCCCUGUCUGUCUCUGGGUCGGAGGCUCCUUUAUCAGAGACGGAGGCUUCUGCCCCUGAAUCGGAACGAAAAGAGGCGGCUUCCCCCCCAGAGUCACAGCCAGAGGUUCUUGCUGUGGGUCAGGAGCCAUGGCCAGAACUUCCUGACUCAAAGCCAGAAGCGCAACCUGAAGUGGUCGCUCAGGAGCCUGAGCAUCAACUGGAGGUUCCUCCCAUGGGGGCAGAAGUCUCUCGACCAGAACUGGAAGCUCCAGCGCCCGGGGAUGGCGUUUCUGCUCUGCCGAGUGGGCUUUCUGGGAAACAGGGGCAGCAGCCGCCCAGCUCGCAGAGCGAGGGGAUGGGAGCCCUUCCUGAGGAGGGGUCUUCCAGCAUUGCCCUCUCCACGCGGGCGCAGUGUUCGAAGCGGGGCCGCGGCCGGCCGCCCCUGACAGCCUCCCAGCGGGCUCAGCGGAUGGCGACACAGCAGCUACCGGCCAAGGCCCGGGAGGAGGUGUUGGUGGCUGCUCAGCAGGCCGGUGGCCCCGGCUCCGAGGACGCUCCAGGUCACAAGGCCACGUUCCUGAAGAACAUCCGCCAGUUCAUCAUGCCCGUGGUGAGUGCUCGCUCGUCACGCCUCAUCCGCACCCCCCGCCGCUUUAUGGACGAGGUCCCGCAGAAGGCGGCCAAGCCUGCGGAAAACCCAGCCGCCCCAGAAGGGCCUUGUCCUGACAAGCAAGAGGCCUCCUCGUCUUUGUUGCCGGUGACCUCCCUGCAGCUGAUGCCCCUGACCCCUAGCUCGCCAAGUAAAGACACCUCCAGAGCCCUCUCACCACCACCUUCCCCCAGCGUCCCCCAUAUAGCUUCCCCUGCCCCCGGCCUGCUCGAGAAGCGCCGCUCCAUCCUCCGGGAGCCCACUUUCCGCUGGACUUCACUGAGCCCCACUUCGUCCCCGAAGGACCUGGGCAAGUCUCUCUUCCACCUUCCCAGCGAAGAUUCCCCUUCUUUGCCCAGCACUCCGGCACCGACCCCUUCGCCCCCGGCCAAACGGACUCCUCUGCUGCGGGCCCCUCAGUUCACACCGAGUGAGGCGCACCUUAAAAUCUACGAGUCACUGACGGUGUCUUCCGAGGAGGCCGAGCCGGUGCCUGCCUCCCCCGAGGUCAGGAGAGACCCCCCGCCCUCGCAGCAGGAAGCCCCCCUGCUCCCCAGUGAGCCGGUGGUCACCCGCAGCAGCAAGAGGCUGAUGGGAAGGACGAACCACCUCACCUUGCCUCUCUUCACGGAGGUCCCGAGGCCGCUGGGGGCUCAGGGCAAAGAGCUGAUCACAAUGGAAGAUGUGAAUUCCCCCGGCGUGGUGCACAAGGUGGCCAUCCGAAGGGUCGUGCCUCCGGCAGCCCGCGCAAAGGAGGAGGCGGCCAAUAGCUCGGAGAGUGAGGCGGAGCCCGCCAGCCCCUGUUCGGAGGAGCCGCCGCCCCCUCCGGACUUGCCGAAGCCCCUUAUUACCCAGCUGUCGAGCAUGGAUAAAGUGUACAGCCUGCUCACGCGUGCCAAGGUGCAGCUUAUCAAGAUUGACCAGCAGAAGAAUUUCAAGCUGGGUCCGGGGUGUCAAACCAUCAAGAUGGAUGCCCUCGAGCCCCCAAAGGUCCCGAGCAAGCAGGAGCCAAGUUCAGAACUUAAAGCGGCUGGAGAAGACGGGAAGGAUGCAAGAAAGCAGGGCCAGGAAUCUCCGGUGCAGGGCCCUCGAAUCAAGCACGUGUGCCGACACGCCUCGGUGGCCCUGGGGCAGUCCCGCGCCAUGGUGCCGGAGGACGUGCCACGCCUCAGUGCCCUGCCGCUGCGAGAGAGGGAGGAGAUUGCCGCCUCGCCCACUGUUGAGGGUCAGUGCCCUGGGGAGACCUCCUCGGCCUCCGAGAGUGAGUGCGGACACUCAAAGCAGGCGAAGGCGGACGCGGCCGUCAAGGCCGCGCCACACCCCGUGCGCCGCCACGUCUCUCACCACCACGGCAAGAAGAACCGGAUGACCCGCUGUGGGAAGUGCAAAGGCUGCCUGAAGCUGCAGGACUGCGGGGAGUGCAUCAACUGCCUGGACAAGCCAAAGUUUGGGGGGCCGAACACCAAGAAGCAGUGCUGCGUGUAUCGGAAGUGCGACAAGAUUGAAGCACGGCGGGUGGAGCGGCUGUCAAAGAAAGGUCGUGCUGUAGUGAAGCCCAUCGUCCCUUGGGAUUCCGAGGAUUCUCAGGAAGAGUUCCCGGCCCCUUGGGAGGUGAUGCUGGGGGCCACCGAGACGGCCGAGCAAGACUCCCUGCUGCAGCGCAAGUCGGCUCGCCGCUGUGUAAAGCAGAGGCCCUCCUACGACAUAUUUGAAUCCUCCGACUCGGACGGGGAGCCGGUGUCUGGCUCGGCCACGCAUCGCAGGAAAUCGUCUCGGGACUCAGAUCUGCUUCCCAUGGACUCUGAGGAGCAGAGUAGACCCCGCAGGACACCCCUUCAGCCGGUGGUGCAGCUGAAGGCCCGGAAGAGGCCGGAGAAGGAUGUCUCCUCUUCUGGCACGCUCCCGUCAUUCUCCAAUGGCUGGAACGGGAAGCAGAAGUCCACGGAUGGCGUCCACCGGCUCAGGGUGGACUUCAAGGAGGACUGUGACCUGGAGAACGUCUGGCUGAUGGGCGGCCUCAGCAUCCUCACCUCGGUGCCGGUCACCGCGCAGUUGGUGUGUCUCCUGUGUGCCAGCAAGGGUUUCCAUCAGCUCGUGUUCUGCCAGGUGUGUUGCGACCCUUUCCACACCUUCUGCCUGGAGGAGGACGAGCAGCCACUGCCCGAGCAAGAAGAAAGCUGGUGUUGCCGCCGCUGCAAAUUCUGUCACGUCUGCGGCCGCAAGAACAAGGCGUCCAAGCAAUUGCUGGAGUGUGAGCGCUGCCGGAACUGCUAUCACCUGGCUUGCCUGGGGCCCAACUACCCCACGAAACCUUUCCGUAAGAGGAAGGGCUGGAUCUGUUCGGCAUGCAUCCGCUGCAAGAGCUGCGGGACCGCCCCCGGGAAGAACUGGGACACCGAGUGGUCGAGCGACUACAGCUUGUGCUCCGCCUGCUCAGUGCUGUACAAUAAAGGCAACUACUGCCCUAUCUGCUUGCACUGCUAUGAGGACAACGACUACGAGAGCAAGAUGAUGCAGUGCGCCAAGUGUGACCACUGGGUGCAUGCCAAGUGCGAGGGCCUUUCAGACGAGGGUUACGAGAUCUUGUCCAACUUGCCCGAGAGCGUCGUCUACUCCUGCCGCCCUUGCUGUGGCAGCGACAAGACCAAGUGGCGGGAGGUCCUCAACUCUGAGUUGCGCAAGGGCCUCCGGCAGGUGCUGCAAGGCCUGCUGGGCUCCAAGUUCGCUGCUCCUCUGCUGCAGUGUGCCCAGUGUUGCCCAGAUGAUGGCGUGAAGGUUCACCUCCGGCCCUGCGAUCUGCGCACGGUCGGCAAGUUCUUUGACCAGGGUCACUACUCGUCUGUGCACAGCUUCAAUGAGGACAUGGUGGGCAUCCUGUUGGGGCACAUGGAGGAGGGCCAAGCUGGCCUUAAUGCGAAGGCGUUCUACAUUGAGCUGAUGGGAAAGUUCUUCAGCUGGUUUGAUGCUCAGGAUCCGAAGCAUUGGACGCGCAACAGCACCCUCCCCAACGGCAUGCUUCCCAAUGCGGUCCUGCCUCCCUCCUCCGACCACAUCUAUGCUCAGUGGAGGCAGCCUGAGGAGCUCUGCCUGGGUGCCAACAGUCACCUGACUCCCACCGGCCCAGAGAAGACAGCUGGGAAGGACGCAGAGCAUGCCUUACCACAGCAGGAGCUGGACGAUCCGGAAGACAAGCGGCAGUGCGCCCUGUGCCUCCAGUUCGGCGAUGCCCCUUCCAAGGAUGCAGGCAGGCUGCUCUACAUCGGCCAGAACGAGUGGACCCAUGUCAACUGCGCCAUCUGGUCGGCUGAAGUCUUUGAGGAGAACGAUGGUUCAUUGAAGAACGUGCACGCUGCUGUGGCUCGGGGCCGACAAAUGCGCUGUGAGCACUGCCAGCGCACAGGGGCCACUGUCGGCUGCUGCCUCUCCGCCUGCCUCAGCAAUUACCAUUUCAUGUGCGCCCGCCUGCGCCACUGCACCUUUCAGGACGACAAGAAGGUCUUUUGUCAGAAGCACAUUGAUCUCCUGGAUGGGACGGAGAUCGUGGCGGAAGAUGGCUUCGAUGUCUUACGCCGCGUCUACGUCGAUUUCGAGGGGAUCAGUUUCAAGAGGAAAUUCAUGGUGGGCUUGGAGCCGGACACCAUCAAGAUGAUGAUAGGCUCCAUGAAGAUCGAUAGUCUGGGAUUGCUGACGGACUUGUCGGAGUGCGAGGGGCGUCUCUUUCCCGUCGGCUACCAGUGUUCCCGGAUUUACUGGAGCACGGUGGACGCCCGCAAGCGGUGCUGGUACAAGUGCCGGGUCCUGGAGUACCGACCAAAGCUGAGCCAGGAGGAGCCAGAUGCACUCGGGGUGCAGGAGGAGAACCACACCAUCGUGCACAGCCCAGCCGUCCCCGCAGAUGCUAACCUUGGGGGAAAACACCUUCAGGAUGCGGCCCCACCCUUGCCGCCCCCGGAACGUCACUCUCCCGCACAGAACCCAGGGCCUCUGCCGCCCCCUGAGCCCGCCGCGUCCAAGCCCAAAUCUCUCUCCGGAGCUCGCAUCAAAGUGCCCAACUACUCCCCCACUCGGCGGCCCAUCAGUGGGGUGUCCUCUCGCCCGCUGCCCUCUCCCGGGAGCGCGUCGUCCAUGUCCCAUCACAUCUUGACGGUGGGCGACCCGGACUUCCCCACUCCGCGCCGCACUCAACGCCUCAGCCCCUUGUCGCCUGGUGGUGCCCCCCGCACCCGUCGGUCUUCCCUGCCCCCGCAAGCCACUGCAAACAGGACUAGUCCCCCCAGCACCACUCUCAGGGCAAUGCUGCCUCUCCCGGAUGAACCCCCGGCUGAGAGCGGCUUGAAGCACACGUCUACCUCUGACGGGCAGCGGCCCGCACCUACCUCACCCCCUCCCUCACCCCCAGCCGUGCCCCCAGAGCUGGCUUUCGAGCUCAAUGUCUCCGACUUGGAAUUCGACGACAGCCUCUUGGACGAGCCCUUUCAGGAAGAGGAGCUGGGUGUGCCGCGGACGUGCCCCUCACCCAGCCUGGGGCUGCCUCAGCUGGAUGGGCUGGGGGAUGCCGAGAGCGAGGAGGAAAGCGAGGCCGGGCGCUACUUCCGCUUCCCACGGACGGUGCUGACGCGAGAGCCGCCUCUGCCCGCGUACCCCCUGGACCUGCCCUUGCCCCACAUCCACCAGCUGGACGGGAUAGACGACGGCACAGACAGUGAGGCGGAUGCCGCCGGGGGUCACCCAUCUGCCAAGGGCAAGCAGGGGGAGCCGCGGGUCGAGAGGGAGCUGGCUGGCCCCGCUCCCGCCCCGGAGGACCUGCCUUCCGACAUCGUGGACUUUGUACUGAAGAACAUGGACGCCCCCGAAAGCAAGGCCCUGCUGCCCACCUGCCCCAACCGGACCUCCUCACCCCCACCGCCCCCUGCCUCCGCCAGCCUUAAUGGCACCGAGUCGGCCCAUCCGAGCCCCGCUCCAGACCCUGCCCCAACCCUGAUGCUUAGUUGCGCCCAAGUGCCCAGCGGCCCCGAGGUGAAGGUGCUGGACCCCGAGGGCCAAAAGCCCGGCUCCCGGAUCAUCUUGGUGAACAAGCUGGGCCAGGUCUGCGUGAAAGUGCAGGGGGAAGAAGGCAGCGCGUUCAACGCCCAAGAUGGGGAUCAGGCCUCCGGCUGCCAGGCCAAACCAAACCCUGCCCCGGUGCAGCCCACGCCUGGGCCUGGCCUUAAUGCAGUCAUUUUGGGGGGACCCCUGAGCCUUGCCCCGAACCAAGUUCCCACCUGGACCAUCCGAGGCCCGGUACUCAGCAUGGUGCCCAUGAUGAACAUGGUGGGCACCGCCUCUCAGGCAGCUGCGGGGCAGCUGGCACUGGGGCUCCCCCAGACCUGCCUCUUGCAGCCUGUGGCCAUGAAUCCGGGGGUGCUCAGCCUUCCAGGCUUGGUGUCCUUACCCGGCCCCCGCCCGACCAUCCGGGUCAAGAGAGUCUCCACCUUUGUGGGAAAUGUACCCCUCAAGAAGGCGAAGGUGGACAGCGUCAGCGAAGAAGAACCGUUGCCGGUGUCACCUGUGGGGACUCCCGGUUCCUUGGUGAACAACUGCCUUUCUGGCAACACCGCUGGCUCUAGCAUCGGGAAGGUUCGGAUGAAGACCCCCACAGCAAGGGGCGUCCUAGACCUGGACGUGCUGAAAGAGGAGGCAGGCGCCGCUGGCAAGGACGAGCCGUCCCUGAUGGAGCACUCCCCUUCCUCCACAGCGUUGCGCUCCCGUCCCGAAACACCAGAUCAGGGCCAGGAGCCCCUACUGGAACCCCUCUGGCACAGAUAUGCGGUGGGCCUUUCCAGCUCGGACGAGGACAACCUGAACCAGGAGGACAAGGAGAACGAGGUGCCCCGCAAGACGCAGCCCCACUUGCGCUUCGAGAUCAGCAGUGAGGACGGCUUGAAUGUGCAGGCUGACAGCAUUGAGGGUGCCUGGAAAGCAGUGAUCGAGAAGGUGCAGGAAGCUCGUACCAAUGCCAGGCUGAAGCACCUGUCCUUUGCAGGCAUGAACGGCGUGCGGAUGCUGGGGAUGCACCAUGAUGCCAUCAUCUUCCUGGUGGAGCAGCUGUACGGCGCCAAGUCGUGCCAUAAGUACAAGUUCCGGUACCACCAGCAUGAAGGCGAGGAAGAGGAGCUGCCUCUUAACCCUCACGGCUGUGCCCGGGUCGAAGUCUACGUGAGGAAAUGCACCUUUGACAUGUUCAACUUCCUGGCAUCCCAGCAUCGUGUGCUUCCUGAGGGUGGCCCCUAUGACGAAGAGGAGGACGAAGUGCAGCUGAAGUCCACCAGGCGAGCGACCAGCUUAGAGUUACCCAUGGCCAUGCGCUUUCGGCACUUGAAGAAAACCUCCAAGGAAGCUGUGGGUGUGUACAGGUCAGCUAUCCACGGCCGGGGUCUAUUCUGCAAGCGAAACAUCGACGCUGGUGAGAUGGUGAUAGAGUACUCGGGCAUAGUCAUCCGUUCCGUGCUGACUGACAAGCGGGAGAAAUACUAUGACAGCAAGGGCAUUGGAUGCUACAUGUUCCGCAUCGAUGACUUCGAUGUGGUGGACGCUACAAUGCACGGCAACGCCGCCCGCUUCAUCAACCACUCCUGCGAGCCCAACUGCUACUCCCGCGUCAUCCACGUGGAGGGCCAGAAGCACAUCGUCAUCUUCGCCCUGCGGCGCAUCUUCCGCGGGGAGGAGCUCACCUAUGACUACAAGUUCCCCAUCGAGGACGCCGGCAGCAAACUGCCUUGCAACUGCGGGGCCAAACGCUGCCGCCGCUUCCUCAACUGAGGACCUGUUUCCCCGGCAACGGGCCU
Euleptes europaea (tarantolino) is the source of this 7985-nucleotide messenger RNA. RefSeq names its product lysine methyltransferase 2B (gene KMT2B). Lineage: Eukaryota; Metazoa; Chordata; Lepidosauria; Squamata; Sphaerodactylidae. Gene Ontology annotation, biological process: positive regulation of DNA-templated transcription. Gene Ontology annotation, cellular component: nucleus; histone methyltransferase complex. The record is from RefSeq and is a predicted model, not a curated record. Gene Ontology annotation, molecular function: zinc ion binding; protein binding; histone H3K4 methyltransferase activity. The transcript has 35 exons. Bases 1 to 7959 code for a protein of 2652 amino acids.